Molecule: messenger RNA, 2132 nt
Organism: Aspergillus homomorphus CBS 101889
Lineage: Eukaryota; Fungi; Ascomycota; Eurotiomycetes; Eurotiales; Aspergillaceae
Product: putative MFS transporter
Exons: 7
Coding region: 449-1981 (510 amino acids)
Biological process (GO): transmembrane transport
Cellular component (GO): membrane
Molecular function (GO): transmembrane transporter activity
Source: RefSeq, a predicted model, not a curated record
UCUUUUCCUUUUUUCCCCUUCGGAAUCUCUUCGGUAACCCCCACGCCCGUCUCUCCAUGGAAUGUAUGCAGUGAUGCCGAAUCGGGGUGGCGUGUUCUCCACGGGCAAUUCCGUCCCCCAGACGGGACCCUCUUUUUCUCCUCCAUUUUCUUCAGUCUGGGGUCACCCCAAAAAUUCAUCCCGGUUUUUGCUGGCCCGUUCGCUUAUACUUAAGUCUUUUCUGCAUCCCGACUUGGCUCUACUCUGGUUUCCCCCCGGCUUUUCUACUUCUCCCCUUGCUUUCUUUUUUUUCUCUUGAAUUGAAGUUUCUCUCUCAUUCCUCUCUCACUAAGUGACCAUACUUUCUGGGAUUCUGGUCCUUCUAUACACCCCCGCGGCCAAUUCAUAUACAUCCACUCAUCCCAUCCUCGCCCUUCAACAGGCCCUCUUCCUCCACUAGAGAGACAACAUGUCUCCUCGGACCUCCUACGAUCCCGAGCGGGACCUCGACAAGAGCCAUGUUGACAACGUCGAGAUCGUUCCCGACGCCGUGGCCAACGCCGACAAGCCCAAUCCCCAGAAAGAGGCCCCCGCCUAUGUCGCCAGUCUGUCGCCCGAGGAGCGGGAGAAGGCCGAACGGGCUCUCGUCCGCAAGAUCGACCUGCGUUUACUGCCCAUGCUCAUCAUCAUGUACAUCCUCAACUACUUGGACCGGAACAAUAUUGCGGCUGCCAAAUUGGCCGGUCUCGUGGAAGAUCUGAACCUGGUCGGAGUCCAAUACCAGACCUGUGUCAGUAUUUUGUUUGUGGGUUACUUGUUGAUGCAGAUUCCGUCCAAUCUGCUGCUCAACAAGAUCGGUAAACCCGCCCUCUACCUCCCGGGCUCCAUGCUGCUUUGGGGUAUUAUCUCGACGUGCACGGCUGGAGCCCAGAGUUAUGCGGGCCUGGUUGUUGUUCGCUUCUUUUUGGGUUUCGUGGAGGCGGCUUAUUUUCCUGGAUGUCUUUACUUCUUGAGUGCCUGGUAUACCCGCAAGGAACUGGGUUUCCGUACCGCCGCGCUGUACUCUGGUUCUCUGCUUUCGGGUGCCUUCUCUGGUCUCAUCGCUGCGGGAAUCACGAAUGGCAUGGACCACAAAAUGGGUCUUCGGUCAUGGCGCUGGCUCUUCAUUAUUGAGGGAGCCAUUACCAUCGUCGUCGCUUUCGCCUCCGUCUUCAUUCUGCCUAACUUCCCCCGUACCACCGGAUGGCUCACUGAGGAGGAGAAGCAGCUGGCUGCUUGGCGUCUGGAGGAAGAUAUCGGCGAGGAUGAUUGGGUCGAUAGCGAGCAGCAGACCUUCCUGCAUGGUGUCAAACUGGCGUUCACUGACAUCAAGACCUACUUGCUGAUGCUUCUCAUUCUUGGCAUUGUCUCCUCUGCCUCGGUCACCAACUUCUUCCCCACGGUCGUCAAGACCCUGAACUACGGCAACAUCGAGACGCUCUGUCUGACCGCCCCUCCCUACUGUCUGGCCGUCGUGUCGGCCUUCACCAACGCCUGGCACGCCGACCGGACGGGAGAACGCUACUUCCACAUCACCCUCCCGCUCUAUAUCUCCGUGGCGGCCUUCAUCCUCGCGGCCGCCACCACGAGCGUCGCUCCGCGCUACGUCGCCAUGAUGCUCAUGGUCCCGUCAUUCUACGCCAGCUACGUGGUAGCCCUCGGCUGGAUCUCGAGCACGCUGCCUCGACCGGCCUCCAAGCGUGCCGCCGCCCUGGCAGGGAUCAACUGUAUCAGUAACAUCAGCAGUAUCUACGCGAGCUACAUGUACCCCGACAGCGACGCUCCCCGAUACAUCACAGCAAUGACAGUCAACUGCGUCACAGCCUUCCUAGCCAUCCUCGCCGCCACCGCCCUCCGCUUCGUCCUCGUGCGACUGAACAAGAAGCUCGACCGCGGAGAGGGCAUCAGCGGAGGCGAGGUGCCUGGCCAGGCGAGUUCCAGGGGAUUCCGGUUCUUGGUUUAGGUGCUGCGGGUGCUGCUGCUGCUGGUGCAGACGUGUAUUUGUUUUUUUUUGCUGUUUGAUUAUGAAAAGGGAUUUUUUUUGGGGGGGGGGCUGGCUGUGCUGCUUGAUGAUGACUUCUAUGACUUAUACUACUUUAUUGAUGAUUUCUCGG